AUGGCGGACGCAACUUCGGAGGCGUCGCCAUUGCUUCCUGGCUCAAGGUCGUCGUCGCGUACUGUCUCCGGCAUGGCGACAAAUAUCAAAACCGCCCUCUGGGGCCCGCCAUCGGUCCAGCGCUCGCUGCUUAUCAAGCUAGAUUUCACCGUUCUCAUCUACUUCUCAGUUGUUUGGUUCCUGUUCGGCAUCAAUCGCGCAAGCUACAACACAGCAUACAUUAGCGGCAUGAAGGAGGAGCUCAAUUUCCAAGGCAAGGACUUUAAUUACAUGCACACAAUUUAUCUAGUCACAUAUGCGGUGUUCCAAAUUCCGUCAACUUCCUUAUUAACUGUCGUUAAACCCCGAUACGUAUUUGUUGCGGCGAACACUAUCUGGAGCGUCCUCACCCUGAUCACAUUUCGCGUAUCCCACGUAUACCAAAUCUUUAUUCUCAAUGGAUUUGAAGGUGCCUUUUCAGCUAUCGUUUACGUCGGCGCGCAUUUCAUUCUCGGGUCAUGGUUUAAACAGUCCGAACUUGCGACACGCGCAGCAGUCUUCUGCGCCUUUGGUAAUCUUGGCAACAUGGCAGGAGGUUGGAUCCAGGCUGGACUCCUAGCCUCAUUAUCAGACGGACCAAUCGCCCCAUGGAGACUCAUAUUCGUGGUUGUAUCCUGCGUCACUAUUCCAUUUGCUGGUUUUGGCUGGUUUGCUAUCCCAGAUUUACCAGAGCACCGCACAGCCAGAUUUCUCACUCCCGAAGAGAGGGAUCUGGCUGUGAGUCGCCUUGGACGAACAAAGACAAAGGACUGGGACCUGAGCGUAUUUCGACGUGUUCUCCUGAGCUGGCAAUUCUGGCUCCUCCCAACUGUUUUCAUGCUGUAUUCCCUCAGUGUUCAAACCAUUGGUAACAACGUCAUUCCUCUUUGGAUGGCAUCCCGUGGCUAUAGCGUCAUCCAGCAGAACAAUUACCCGACUGCAACCUACGCGACGGGAAUAGUUGCAACUUUCAUUUAUUGCGCAGUUUCCGACAAACUUCGCUCUCGUUGGCAGGCGUCUCUGUGCAUUGGAUUCACUUUCAUCAUCAGUAGCGCCAUUUUGAUUUCGGAUCCCCCAGAUGCCGGCUACUUUUUCGCCUUCUACCUGAUGGGCACUACUUAUGCACCGCAGGCGCUUUGGUACUCGUGGAUGGCAGACCUGACGGCCCAUGAUUUACAACUGCGGGCAAUCACGACAGGAUUCAUGAACUCGUUUGAUUUUGCCUUUGUCACCUGGUGGCCAUUGAUCUUCUUUCCGGUGACGGACGCACCAAACUACCGAAAAGGCUAUAUCGCCAGCUUGGUUACAGGCGCUUUGACCGUUCCGGUGAUCUUGUUAAUUGCGUUUCUCGAAAGACGAGGGAAAAAGAAUGGAACUGUUGCCGUCGAUCGCGGUGAAGAGGCGGACACAGUGGCUGAUUAA
Messenger RNA from Colletotrichum truncatum, 1440 nucleotides. RefSeq names its product putative h+-pantothenate symporter. Gene Ontology annotation, molecular function: pantothenate transmembrane transporter activity. Lineage: Eukaryota; Fungi; Ascomycota; Sordariomycetes; Glomerellales; Glomerellaceae. The record is from RefSeq and is a predicted model, not a curated record. Gene Ontology annotation, cellular component: plasma membrane. Gene Ontology annotation, biological process: pantothenate import across plasma membrane.